Messenger RNA from Halichondria panicea, 2980 nucleotides. RefSeq names its product coiled-coil domain-containing protein 40-like. Gene Ontology annotation, biological process: axoneme assembly. The transcript is spliced from 19 exons. Gene Ontology annotation, cellular component: cytoplasm. Lineage: Eukaryota; Metazoa; Porifera; Demospongiae; Suberitida; Halichondriidae. The record is from RefSeq and is a predicted model, not a curated record. The coding region runs from base 116 to 2887 and encodes 923 amino acids.
ACUAAAACUGAAUUACCACGCCCCCUAUUGAGUUUCCAUGCCGACAAGAAAGCUUUAAUUACCAAGCAUCAAAAGACAGAAAACAAGUAAUCUAAGCACCUCUAAAGCUACCAGCAUGAGUACAGAUCUAUCUCCAGUCUUCAGUGAAAGUGAGGUUCAAGAUGAUGCUCUUGAAGCUAGUGGAGAUCCCCAGAUGAACGCUAUCAUCCUACCAGACCAUGAUGAAAGUUAUGAAGAAGACACUGAUGAUGAGAAUGAGCUGGUGGUCCUGGAUCCAAGUCAUCCUCUUAUGCAAAGGGUCCAAGCCGCCCUCAAAGAACAACUGAGCAGACAGAAUGAGAAACUAGAAAUUGAGUUUCGUGAAAAGAAUGAGACGUUAAAGAGUCUUCAAACUAACCGUGAGAGCCUCGGUGUAGAGUUGUAUGGCAUUCAGCAGCAAUUGGCCCGACAGCAGAUGCUCUUGGAGCAGGAACAGGACACACUGUCGAGUAUGAGCCAAUUCAGAGAGCAGAGAGAGAAGACUCUCAGUGAUGUUCGGCAGCUCUAUAGGAACAUGCAAGAUCAACUGAAGAAAGAGAGGCAACAAUCCUUACAGCUUCGUCAUGAGGUGGAGAGCACAACAGCUAGAUUGCGUUAUCUGGAUGAGGCCCAUUCCACUAUCAAAGACGACAUUGCUCUCACUAAGAGGGUCACCGAGAAAGCCACCUUAGAUGUGACCAAGGCUCAGAGAGACAAAUUACAGCAGGAUGUAUAUGUUGAGCACCUGACUUCAGAGCUGAACAAUCUGGAGGAGCAGUUGGGCCUAGCCCAGGCACAGUGCACUGCACAGGCCCAGGAGACCAAGGCCAUCAGGGAGAUACUCACUGACGCCACUAUGGAGUUAGAGACUGUGCUAUUGGAGAAGAAGAAGCUUGUUCAGCAGUGGAAUAAUGCUCUCAUAGGAAUGCGCAGGAGGGAUGAUGCUUAUGCUGGAAUGGUGUCUGCUGUGCAUGCCCAGCAUCAGCAAAUGCGUAGUCUGGAGGCAGAGAUUGACAACUACAAGAAGGGCGUCAACAAAGAGCAGGAACGCAACGAGGAGCUCACCAUGAUGCUCAAUAAACUCAACGCUGAUAUUGGGCACAUUAAGAAGCAAAUAGAUUCCUCCAUGAUGAAGAAGGAAGCUCUCAAAGUGGAGUACAUGACCUACACCAGGACCUUGCAGGAGACAGAGCAGUCACUAGCCAAAGCAAGAACUGACUGUGUAGUGAAGCAGAAUGAGGUGCAGUCCAUCAGGACCCAGACCCAGAGAGAGUCACUGGAGAAGCACAAGCUGGAGGAUGCAGUCAUGGAGAAGAUGAUGCAGCGCCUCACCAUGGACAAGGCCACUCGCUACACUCAGAACUCUGUAACAAAAAUCCGGAAGAGGUCUGAUGAAUUGGAUAUCUUGCUUGCCAAUGUGGAGAAUGAGAUAUCGCAGUCUCGUCUCCAGCUGUCCCAUGUGACUGGUCAGCUGAGGAGGCUUCAGCAAACCCUGGAUGAACACAAUGCAGCCACCCAAGAGAAGAAUGAGCUCAUCUCCAAGGCUGAGGCUGAGAUUGCCAAGAACAACGCUUUGAUUGAGAGGAAGCAAACACAAGUUGAUCAAUUCAACAAAAAAAUUGAGCAAAAGAUAUCCAAAAUGGAAGGGGGUGAGGACUUGGGCCCGUUGGAGCUUAAGAUUGAUGGUCUCCAGAAGCAGAUUGACAACAGUGUGGACAGGUGCACUCAGAUGCAGCAGUUCUGGCUACGACAACAGAACGACCUGGUCAAGAAGACAAGGCAAUCUGACGAGCAGUCUCAGGCUGUCGACUCACUCAAGAAGCAACUGCUCAUCCUUGAUCAGAAAAAGAUCAGGACUGAUGGCCUGCUAAACCACGAGGAGAAGGAGCGAGGUCGUGUGGAGUAUGGGAUAGGGUCUCUACAGAAGGACAUGGUUCGCCUCAAUACCCUCAUCACAAACAAGAGGGGGCAACAGGAGAGACUUGCUCAGGGAAACAUAUUCACAGAGAAUGAUUUCAUUAAUGCACUCAAGGAGUCAGAGUUGGAAUCCAUUCAAAUACAGUCAAACAUAGACCAGUUGCAAGAGGAGAAAGAGAGACUUCUCAACAGUGUAGUGGAGUCAGAACGUCAGAUUAUGCUCUGGGAGAAAAAGAUCCAAGUGUCUCGUGAGAUGAAGGAAGCAGUCAACUCUGAGGCUGGUCAGGCUGAGGUCAGAGCCAUGAAAGCUGAGAUUCAUCGAAUGCAGGUUCGACAUGACCAACUGAUGAGACAGCAAGAGAAAAUGAUACAAGAUAUGGAGAAGGCGGUUUACAGAAGAGAAGCCAUCAUGCUAAGAGGUGAGGCUCAAACCAAGUCUGGGAAAAUGGAUCAGACAAAGGGUUAUUUAAAGAAAAAGAUUAUGGACUUGCAACGGCAAAUCAAACAAACAACACAAGAAAUAUCGAAGCACGAGAGUCUGGCCCGUGAGCUCCAGUCUACACAGGGAAGCGUUGCUAAUGAACUAGAGGAGAGGAAAUUAAACUGUCAAGAAUUGAGGGCCACUCUGGAGGGACUACACGCACAACUCAUUUAUGCUGAGGAGAAAAAGAAACAGAACAUGGGUGAGCUUAUUUCGAGUCAGGCGAGGGUUAAGUACAUGAAUGCUGCGAGAGAUGGCAAGUACAAGCUGCUCAACAAAACCAAGGAAGCUAGAGAGGGGGAGUGGCAGAGACAACAGGAGAAGCUGCGCUCGUUACACGCCAUACUGGAGAGACUCGAAUCAGACUUUCCUACUUGUCGCAGUCAGUUGAGAAACAUGUCGAUGUCCAUCAAGUCCAGAUUGUCGUCUCAACGCUCGGGAGCUAUUCACAAAGAGACUGAACUAGCAUAAACAAUAAACACUGACUUAUCUCUGUGUGCAUGUAUACUGUGUAUAGUGCAUUCUUUGAUAAUGAUGAUUAUUGAUGAUCAUAUUAUUUUAUGA